AUGAAGUGGCUUUUCGUUCUACUGGCUUGUGCGGUGCUGUCUGAGGGACUCGUUAGAGUACCUCUGACAAAGACAAAGUCCAUCAGGAAGAGGCUGCAGGAACAGGGAGUCCGCCUGCUCUUCACUGAUCCUGCCCUCAAGUAUGAACCCUAUAGGUCCCUGGCCAUGUCAGCCAUUGAACCCAUUGACAACUAUGCUGAUACCACCUACUAUGGACCGAUCACCGUCGGAACCCCACCACAAUCAUUUGGAGUCCUUUUUGAUACCGGUUCAGCUAACCUGUGGGUGGACUCUAUCUACUGCAACACCCAAGCCUGCAACAGUCACACCAAGUUUAACCCCCAGAGCUCCUCUACAUUUACAAGCACGAACCAGACCUUCUACCUUCCCUAUGGGGCUGGCAGUCUGGAUGGCGUCUUUGGCUACGACACUGUCAAUGUCGGAGGUAUUGUCAUCACCAACCAGGAGGUGGGCUUGAGCACCAACGAACCGGGUCAGAACUUCGUGGUGGCUCCUUUUGAUGGCAUCCUGGGGCUUUCCUACCCUUCCAUCUCUGCUGGAGGCGAGACCCCCGUCAUGGACAACAUGAUGCAGCAGAAUUUGCUGCAAGCUGAUUUGUUUGCCUUCUACUUAACUGGGAAUGAGCAGCAGGGCAGUGAAGUGGCUUUCGGUGGGGUGGACAACAGCAAGUACCAGGGUCAAAUCUACUGGACUGCUGUCACUGCAGAGACCUACUGGCAGAUUGCCAUCAAUGGGUUCCAGAUCAACAACCAAGCCACAGGCUGGUGCAGUCAGGGCUGCCAGGCUAUUGUGGACACAGGGACCUCCCAGCUUACCUGCCCCCAGCAGUACCUGGGUUACCUGAUGCAGUCAAUUGGUGCUCAAGCCGACCAGUAUGGAGGGUACUACGUUGACUGCAGUGAGGUAUCCAACCUCCCAACACUUUCCUUCACUAUUGGUGGAGUGAAUCUGCCCCUGCCACCUUCUGCCUACAUCUCGAUGGACAACCAGUACUGCGAGGUGGCUAUUUCUUCCACCUACCUGCCUUCACAGAACGGCCAGCCGCUUUGGAUCUUGGGAGAUGUUUUUCUGAGGCAGUAUUACUCUGUCUACGACCGUGCCAACAACCAAGUUGGUUUCGCUACUGCAGCCUAA
Molecule: messenger RNA, 1155 nt
Organism: Scleropages formosus (Asian bonytongue)
Lineage: Eukaryota; Metazoa; Chordata; Actinopteri; Osteoglossiformes; Osteoglossidae
Product: gastricsin-like
Exons: 9
Coding region: 1-1155 (384 amino acids)
Biological process (GO): proteolysis
Molecular function (GO): aspartic-type endopeptidase activity
Source: RefSeq, a predicted model, not a curated record